AUGGAGAAUACGCUUGAUAAACGUUGCACAGAUACAACAGUUCUCAACCCAGCACUCUCGUUCUCCUGUGUUUCCCUGUUGUACAUCACGGAUUUGACAACGAAUAAUGUCGCUGAGUUCUUCAGAGGCAUCAGUAGGUCUUCUCUCGCUUUGAAUCGGAUUGCCACAUUUUGCACAGCUGAUGAACCUGCGGAGCAAAGGAAUCUCUUCAGCGACAGCUUACAAAAAAAAGGGACAGUAGAGCUCGAGAAAUGCUCCUUUACGUGGGGUAACACUGAAAAAGCAACCGACCAGCUUCACCUGAGGGAGAUCUCAAUGGAUGUGGAACCAGGCUCACUUAUCGGCAUUGUCGGCUUCGUGGGAAGUGGAAAGUCAUCGCUACUGUCCGCCAUUCUACGGAACAUGAAAAUGGUCGAUGGCACUAUGAUUACCUCCGGUUGCAUGGCCUACGUACCGCAAUUGCCCAACGUGCACAACAUGUCUAUAAUGGACAACAUCCUUUAUGGCAAGGAAAUGCGCCAAGAUAUCUAUGACCAGGUCUUGCGGGAAUGUCAAUUGCUAAGCGACUUGAGCAUCUUGCCUGCGGGUGAUAUGACGGAAGUGGGAGAAAAGGGAACAAAUCUGAGUGGUGGGCAAAAGCAGCGUAUCUCGAUUUCGCGUGCCGUGUACAGCGAGAGCGAUAUUUACCUGCUGGAUGACCCGCUAAGCGCUCUUGACUCUACUGUGGCCAAAAGCGUAUUCCAUGACGUGUUCGGUCCAUAUGGGAGCCUGAAGAAUAAGACGCGCAUUAUGGUGUGUAAUCAAGCGGCAUACCUGCAGUACAUGGAUAAGAUUGUAUUAGUGAAUCAAGGCUCUGCAAAAGUGUACGAUUCCAUCGAAGAGCUAUUAGAGGAUCCCGCCUCACCCGAAAACUUUCAACUCGCUUUGACGAAGUCCCGUCAUGCCGACGUCUCCAAGAGGAAAGGGCUCCAGACAGACAAUCAAUUCAGCACAGUCAUUCACUGGUUUGCUUUUGACAUUGACAAGGCUGGCCAAUCUGGCUGGGAGCUUCUCGGAGCCCUUAUCCGCUAUUCCGAAUGGCCUGCUUUAGCGGCCGUGAGUGUUCUGGCAGCGGCGGCAGUAACGUCCAGUCUGGAGCAGCUCUGGAUCAAGGCGUGGACAGAUGCGUCAACUACGGACCCCGAAAUGGUGGCCAUAUCGAGACACAUGUGGAUUGGGGGUCUCAUCGGCCUUUGCGUCCUGGAUGUGGGCUUCCGCUUGGCUGGUGGUGCGCUCCUGGCGGCCACAGCGCGCAAACUGUCCCACUCGCUUCACCGCGCCAUGCUAGCUGGCGUACUGCGGAGCCCCGUAUCUUUCUUCGAUGUUUGCCCCCGGGGACGCCUGCUCAACCGUUUCACGAGCGACCUGGACUACGUGGAUGCCGAGUGCUUCGUUUGCGGCAAGCAGUCCGUGCAGGGAGCGCUCCUCACUGCCGCCAAGGUGGCUGUUGUGGCCACGCAGGCGCCACUCGUGGUGGCCGUCACGUUGGUUUGUCUCGUGCUUCGUGUCUCUCGAAUUAACCUGGCCGUCCGAGCAUCCCAUACUUGUCGCUUUUUCGAAAGCGUGGCCACGUCCAGGCAAUUCCAGCACAUGACCGAGACGCUGGACGCCUUGAGCAGCGUGCGUGCUUACGGAGUUGUAGAGCGCUUCCGGUGUCACUUCUACCGGCUCACGGACGCCGUCGUCCGCGGUUACUCGGCCUACUGCGGCUGCUACAGCUUUACACGCACGCUUUCGUCUACCGGAGCGUUCGUGGUUCUCCUGGCCGCGUUGCUACUCAGCAUCACAGGCUCGGCUCCGCCAGAUCCGAGCAGCGUUGGUCUCACACUGAGCGCUGCAUCUUCGGUGAAGUAUGCUUGCUUCCUCCAUCGGAUGUCAUUGUGCAUGAUGAUGUUCACGACGCUCCAAAUGAUGGUGUCAUUCGAACGCUGCCUGGAGUAUAAAGAACUAGAUCCCGAGGCCGAAAACGCCACAACGUCUGAAAACUCCGGUGAUAUGGCUGGCUCAAAUAUUUCUUAUGUGUGGCCGUCACAUGGGAAGCUUGAGUUCCAGGGCUACUCAGGAUGCUACAGAGUCGGUGUAUCUCCUAACGUGCUAAACAACAUCACAUUUACCGUGAAUCCUAUGGAAAAGGUGGGUAUUGUCGGAAGAACUGGAGCGGGCAAGUCUUCCCUCGUGAUCGCUCUACUGCGGAUGCUCACACCUUCUCAAGGACGAAUUCUCAUCGAUGACGUCGAUAUCUCCGAUGUGCCACUGAAGAGGCUCCGCAACGCAAUAACAGUAAUACCGCAGGAUCCGAGCUUGGUGCGGGGCACUCUGAGAGUCAACCUCGACCCGACGGGGUCGCACGCAGACGAGCAACUGUGGGAGGCGCUGCAGCAGGCCCACCUGACAUCCAUGGUUGCGCGUCACACAGCUGGCUUGCAGAUGGAGACUGCAGAUGGAGGCACUAAUUUAAGCGUGGGUCAGCGGCAGCUCGUGUGCCUCGCACGCGCCCUUCUGCGGGGAUCCAGGAUCAUUCUGCUCGACGAGGCCACGUCACAGAUGGAUGGCGACACAGACAAGCUCAUACAGAGGACGCUGAGGGAGGCCUUCAGAGAGUGCAGCGUGCUGGCUAUCGCUCAUCGCAUACACACCGUGCUAGACUAUGACAGAAUACUCGUUUUAGAAGAUGGAAGAGUGAAGGAGUAUGGUACUCCAGCCACAUUGUUGUCCGAUUACAACUCUGGUUUUUACAAGAUGGCCGUGGAUGCAGGAAUCACCGCCUCCCUACCGCUCCUGCCGAGUGCUUCUACCAAGCUGUAAUCGAUAGUGAAAAAUAUAUGAAGUUUUCUCAUAAAAUGGGUGGAGGGAAGUCAGAACAGAUUUCUAGGACAAACUAUUCCUGAUAGGGUCGCUCAGUGACUAUUUUUUAUUUGCUGCCUUGCUUAGAAGCUUGCUGGUUCAGUUUCGCUCCCUGUUUUAUUUGUCACGCUCACCUUAGAAUCAUGUUUUUCCGUUAAUGCGACAAUAAUAAUCAGCAUAAUUGAUAACUUUUCGUGUGCACGAUGUAAAAAUCAAGAGUUUUAUGAACGUAGCCUAGGAGGCACGAAUAAAAUCAGACUGAUUGUAAUACAGACGUCGAAAAUGGUAUAGUCUGGUUGUUAUACAUGUUAUGACACAUACGCUAGCUGCAAAAAAAAACUCUGUGUUGUGUGUCGUCAAGCAGAAUUUGAUCAAAAACAGGAGAUAACGGAUUAU
This is a messenger RNA of Dermacentor albipictus, 3279 nucleotides long. The record is from RefSeq and is a predicted model, not a curated record. NCBI's taxonomy places the organism in Eukaryota, Metazoa, Arthropoda, Arachnida, Ixodida, Ixodidae.